This is a messenger RNA of Enhydra lutris kenyoni (northern sea otter), 2244 nucleotides long. RefSeq names its product cytochrome c-type heme lyase. The coding region runs from base 175 to 993 and encodes 272 amino acids. Gene Ontology annotation, molecular function: holocytochrome-c synthase activity. The record is from RefSeq and is a predicted model, not a curated record. Gene Ontology annotation, biological process: cytochrome c-heme linkage. The transcript has 7 exons. Gene Ontology annotation, cellular component: mitochondrion. Lineage: Eukaryota; Metazoa; Chordata; Mammalia; Carnivora; Mustelidae.
GCCUUCGGAAAAGGAAGUAGCGGUGCGCUAGGGCGCCGGGGGUGACCGCGACGAUAACGGUGACCGAGAGAGGAGAAGGCGACCACGGUUUGGCGGUUAGAGGCGGGGCCGGCUCCUCGGAGCGGUUCGGGACAGGAGUCAGAAUUAUUUGGAUUCAGCACGUUGGUUCCAGCCAUGGGUUUGUCUGCAUCUACCCCUGCUGUUGCCGUUCAGACCUCAAAUGCUUCAGAUCAUCAGACAGCAUCCCCACCUUCCGGAUGUCCCAUGCAUGAAGGGGAAAUGAAAGGCUGUCCAGUGAGCGCAGAGCCAUCUAAACCAGCUUGUGAGAACAAAACGGAUGCCGUGCCUGCCCACCAGGAUCGUGCGUACGAGUAUGUGGAAUGUCCUGUGACGGGCGCUGUGGCUAAGAAUAAGGAGAACCUAGAUCCUUCUAAUCUGAUGCCACCGCCCAAUCAGAUGCCAGCCCCCGAUCAGCCGUUUGCACUGUCUACUGUGAGAGAGGAGUCAUCCAUUCCGAGAGCAGAUUCGGAGAAAAACUGGGUGUAUCCUUCCGAACAGAUGUUCUGGAAUGCCAUGUUACGGAAAGGGUGGAAGUGGAAGGAUGAUGAUAUUAGUCAGAAAGAUAUGUAUAACAUCAUCAGAAUUCACAAUCAGAAUAACGAGCAAGCUUGGAAGGAGAUUUUGAAGUGGGAAGCCCUUCAUGCUGCGGAGUGUCCUUGUGGUCCAUCAUUGAUCCGGUUCGGAGGUAAAGCGAAAGAGUAUUCACCGAGGGCGAGAAUUCGGUCCUGGAUGGGGUACGAGUUGCCUUUCGACAGGCACGACUGGAUCAUCAACCGCUGCGGGACGGAAGUGCGGUACGUCAUCGACUACUAUGACGGCGGGGAGGUCAACCAGGACUACCAGUUCACCGUCCUGGACGUGCGGCCCGCCUUGGACUCGCUGUCGGCCGUGUGGGACAGGAUGAAGGUCGCGUGGUGGCGCUGGACGUCCUAGCCGCUGCUCCGCCAGAGAUGGGGAAAUAGAAACUAUUUUUUUCCGAGCAAUACAUUAAACUAUUUCCCCAAACUGAAUCGCUCUCGAGAUGUAAGGGGGGCGGCAAGCGAGCGAGGCCGCCCCGCGCCGUGUUCUUUGGUUUUUAGUUUGCCCAGCUUCUAGCGGGUCAUUGCAGGGUUCCUUCCCACUUGGCCUAAGUGGGAAGCAGUCCCUUGGUUUCUCCUUCGGCCGUGGUAUUGCCUGUGUAUUUAAUCUAGAAAAGUGAACGACGUCUGAGAACGUUUGUCGUGUGAAGAGAGCUGCUUUUCCCUUCCCGUCUCUCUGGGGUACGUGAGACGCACACCUGGAAGCCCGUGUUCUGCGGAGGAGCUCAGCCGGCCGGGUGUUCGCACCACCACUGUGCGUCACAGAUAAGUGGUUCUGCUUCGGGAAAAGUCAACAGCGUCUCGCUGUCCCUGCAGGAGUAGCGCGCCCUUAAGAAAACGCAGAGCUACCCGCCGGCAACGGACUCCGCAAACGGAGGCGCAUCUUGGCUCCAAGUUCUCAGCGGUGAGAAUUUCUCAGGCUGGACUUUGUUCUAGAAUAGUUCAACUCCCCCUUGGUUUGAGGAUGCAUGUGCAUUGAGAUCUGUGUUUUCACUUUUUAAAGACUUUAAUUCCCACUAUCCUGCUACGAACCGCAGCUCCCAGCAAGCACGUCUCGUUGCCCACGGCCCCUGACCCGUUUCCCCCACGCCUGAGCCCGUUUCUCCUCCUGCCCAAAGCCCGCCCCCCGCCACCCCUACCGGCCUCACCGGAGCCUUGAAGGCUGGGUGCGCAUCACAGCACCAGGACGGUCCCUCUCGAAAAUGGGAUUCCGUUCUGUUGAAUGUUAGGGUUCAGAAGAAGAGUAUUUUUCCCAGAUACACGGUGUUUGCAUCAACUCGCUCUCUCGGUGCAGAUUUUCUUUUUUAAAAGAGCUCUAAGUUUGCCGUUGAAAUUCUCUACCAGUGAUUCAUACGCUGGUUAUUCUCCUUACAGCAGCAUGUUCCCGACGACUGUUGGGGUUUUUCUUAAGUGUCAAUAAUAUUUGGAUUUCCUUGGAGUCUAGCGUUAGGUUAGCAGAAGGAACUGGCAGUCUGGAGUGAUUUGGUUGGUACUGAUUUCUUUGUUGUGUCAGUUUUGUGUGCUGGUUUCAAAAUCCAACAACUUGAAGCUCUUCUACAUGUCAAAAUAUUUGUAUAUUUUAAAAUAAAAUAAAGCUGAUAGUUGA